UGUAAGCAGGCCACUGAAGGGCCUUGUAACACACCUAAACCAGGUUUGUUCGAUUCGAUCAAUAAGGCCAAAUGGGAUGCACGGAAUGCUCUUGGCAAUCUGCCCAAGGAAACUGCUAGGCAGAACUAUGUGGAUUUGGUGUCUGGUUUGAGGUCUUCGUCUGACUUCUCUAGCCAAGUGAAGCCUGAAGCAGACAGGAAACAAGCUGGAUAUGAAACACGGGUGAUGACCUCUGAAGACCGCAUCACAAAGAUCAUGUUGAACCGGCCUGCCAAAAAGAAUGCACUGACCACACAGAUAUAUCGGGAAAUCACGCUUGCACUUGAUGACUCUACCAUAACUGUUUUUACAAGAAGUGGUGAUUAUUACUCUAGCGGAAAUGAUCUGACUAAUUUCACUGAUAUUCCCCCUGAAGGAGUAGAGGAGAAAGCUAAAAAGGGUGCCAUUUUACUGAGGGAUUUUGUAGGCUGUUUCAUAGAUUUUCCUAAGCCUCUGGUUGCAGUGGUUAAUGGUCCAGCUGUGGGAAUACCCGUCACCAUUCUCGGCCUAUUUGAUCUUGUGUAUGCAUCCGGCAGGACAACAUUUCACACUACUUUAAGUCACCUUGGCCAAACUCCAGAAGGAUAUUCCUCUUACACUUUUCUGAAGAUAAUGGGCCCAGCCAAGGCAGUAGAGAUGCUCAUUUUUGGGAAGAUGUUAACUGCUGGAGAAGCCUAUGCUCAAGGACUUGUUACUGAAGUUUUUCCUGAUAGCACCUUUCAGAAAGAAGUUUGGACCAGGCUGAAAGCAUAUUCAAAGCUCCCCUGGAAUGCUACGUGUAUUUCGAAACAGAUCAUCAGAAAUCAUGAGAAGGAAAAGCUGCACGCUAUUAACGCUGAAGAAAGCAACAUCCUCCAGGAAAGAAGAUGGCUGUCAGAAUGCAUGAAUGCAGUCAUGAACUUCUUAACCCGAAAAGCCAAGCUGUGA
Zalophus californianus (California sea lion) is the source of this 966-nucleotide messenger RNA. RefSeq names its product enoyl-CoA delta isomerase 2-like. Gene Ontology annotation, molecular function: fatty-acyl-CoA binding. The record is from RefSeq and is a predicted model, not a curated record. Lineage: Eukaryota; Metazoa; Chordata; Mammalia; Carnivora; Otariidae.